AUGUCGAAGAGCGAUGUGAACUCCGAUGCUCAUCAUGCCGAGGCUUUAUAUAACAAGGCAACAAAGGAGGAACUCGCCAGAAACUAUGAUCAAGCAUUCGGACUGUAUAUCAAGGCGACAGAAGUAUUUCUUCAUUUGAGCCGUUCUGCGACUCAACAAGAGAGAGAGAAAGCAAAAUGGAAAGCAAACGCGCAGAGGGCAUUGGAACGCGCUGAGAAAAUCAAAGGGUUCAUCGAGAAAUCAAAGGGUGGAAGCUCGCACAAUGCUAAUAAUGGUCGUGUGCCGCAACCAGAGCUUAGAUUAACGCCUGUCGGGAUUAACCAUUUUUCUCCUCAGGAACAAUUUUAUGUUCUGAAGAAGGGAGGAUCUAUCAAUGGUCUCGUCUAUUCACUUUGGGACGACCCAAUUCAUCACGCCGCACCAACGACGACUGUGUAUACCGAUCCUGAUGGCCAACCAAAGUUAUCACCAGAACAGCAGAAAGUUUCUCCUGUCUGGCGCCGUCCAACCCUAUCAACAGGAUCGACAUCUGGUAGUUUGUUAGCAGCAUCAGUCUUCCGCAAGAUCCUCCCUCAAGAUAUUUUACAGCACAUUGUGACAGACUGUUCCGUGUGUGCCUCAAUAUCCGUUUGCCUCGAACAUGCGCGCCGAUUCGGCUCUAAUAUCGCUGAAUCCGCUUUAUGCAAAGCCAGAACUAUCGACGGCCGUUACGAUGUUAGGAUUCUGUUUAACGGAGAUUGGAGACGUGUUGUGAUCGACGAUAAGCUGCCUUACGACUCCGUUGAUGGAACAUUGAUGUGCAUGUCGGUUUUUCCACAUGGCGAACCAAGGAAGGGUGGCGGGGUUGCGGAAGCUCUGUGGCCGAGCCUUCUAGAGAAAGGCUAUAUGAAGCUAAUGGGAGGAUAUGACUUUCCUGGAUCAAAUUCGAGUAUAGAUCUCCAGUGUGUAUCGAUUGGCAUCAUCAUUCUAACAUAUAAUUUACGGCCCCCUAGUUCACUUGCUGGUUGGAUACCGGAACAUAUAGAAAUUAAGAGAUCGGAUUUUGAAGGGGAAAAGUCCUGGGCACGGAUCGAAACUGGCUUCUCGAGUGGUCAGUGCGUCGUUACACUGGGUACCGGGACAAGCCAUAAUAUUCAGUGGCGGGACGUGAAUCUCUUGCCGUCACACAGUUAUGCUGUGAUUGACGUUCAGGAGACGAAAGGAGGCAGGGAAUUGACUGUCCUUGACUCUUGGGUGCGUUCUACUGGUGACAUUCAAGAACCAUCAAGGAUACUUAAGAUUCCUUGGAUUGACGUACUGAAUACAUUUGAUGGUAUAUACCUCAGUUGGGACCCUGCUCGAUGGCAAAAGUCGCUGGUGUUUCACGGAAUGUGGAAACGUAAUGGCUCAACAGAAGACGCCUCUCGCCAUGUUAGACUGGAUUUCAACACGACUAGCCUCGCAGAAGAAGAGAUUUGGGUUCUCCUUACACGACACGUAGUUCAAACCUCUCGCAACUUGGACUUUAUCGCUCUCAGAAUAGAGAUCGAAGACAAUAUUCUCCCGGCAGUUCUACCGAUGAAUCAAUUAAAUUCCCUUUCAACGGGAACGUACACGAACAGUACGCACAUCCUGAGACGGAUUCGUAUUCCAAGCUCACAACGCUCGGGCGCCUUAUCGAUACUGGGGUCUUACGACGGCGACGCAAGGGAGGUCGGUUUCUCGCUAUCCGCUUACUCGCAUUCGUCGAUAGACAUUUCAUGGGACGAGAACGUCCCCGAUCCUCCAUAUACGAAAAAAGUUGAUGGUAGAUGGACGAGCAAAAAUGCAGGGGGCAACUGCACCUUUCCUACCUUCAUGGUUAAUCCACAAUAUCAUCUCCGUAUUCAUCCUCCGAAAUCGCGUGUUGGAUCGAAUGCCUCGGGAAAGGCAAGGACCACACUGUCCCUCCAAGCAAGUAAGGAUGUCCCGAUAAACGUUGCGACUGUCUGGUCGCAGGGGCAGCGGAUUGUCGAAUUUUCCGAGAAAGACAUAGCUGCAAGUUCUGGCGCCUACAGCUAUGGUCUCGCGCGAAUCGCUAAGGACAUUGCCCCUGGAGAUUACACGGUCGUCGCAUCAGCUUUUGAGUCACAUCACAUGGGGCCUUUUUCUCUGAAAGUGGACUGCUCGUUUCCUUUCGACCUUCAAGAGAUUCCGCAAGAGGGUGCGGGGAUGUAUACUAAAGUUGUCCUUGGUGCCUGGGAGGAGCGUACGGCAGCCGGAGGACCGAGUUUUGACCGGUAUUCCAAUAAUCCGAGAUUCGAACUGGAGGUGCCGUCUUUGGCACAGGUCAAGAUCCGACUGCAACUUUUGCAACCCUCUACGGCAACUUCGCUGAACGUGACAAUUUACCCUGUUCCCUCUCCCUCUUCUUUUGUAGUAUGUAAUCUCACGAACUUACGGCACACGGCCACGUCAGGAGCGUACGACGACUGUAUCGCGGGGGUAGCGACGCCUCAAAUUGCGCUCGCGAAAGGCAAGUAUUGGAUUGUCCCGUCAACGUAUAAUCCGGGGAUGGAGGCCAGAUUUAAAAUUAUUGUGUAUUCUAGUGUGAAGGAGUUUGAGGUAAAGGGAUUGUUGAAUUGA
Messenger RNA from Laccaria bicolor S238N-H82, 2604 nucleotides. RefSeq lists its product as uncharacterized. Gene Ontology annotation, molecular function: calcium-dependent cysteine-type endopeptidase activity. Gene Ontology annotation, biological process: proteolysis. The record is from RefSeq and is a predicted model, not a curated record. The transcript is spliced from 22 exons. Lineage: Eukaryota; Fungi; Basidiomycota; Agaricomycetes; Agaricales; Hydnangiaceae. The coding region runs from base 1 to 2604 and encodes 867 amino acids.